Messenger RNA from Photinus pyralis (common eastern firefly), 1896 nucleotides. RefSeq lists its product as uncharacterized. Gene Ontology annotation, molecular function: Toll binding; growth factor activity. Gene Ontology annotation, cellular component: extracellular region. Lineage: Eukaryota; Metazoa; Arthropoda; Insecta; Coleoptera; Lampyridae. The record is from RefSeq and is a predicted model, not a curated record. The transcript is spliced from 6 exons. The coding region runs from base 431 to 1606 and encodes 391 amino acids. Gene Ontology annotation, biological process: innate immune response; regulation of Toll signaling pathway; central nervous system formation.
GCUAUAAUUAUAUUAAGUGAUAUUCUUCCUAAAUUUAUCACCGCAGGAAUAGUUUCUUCAGCGUCACGUUUUCGGAAUUAAGCGAGGUGUAUUUGUUAGCGUUACCGCACACAUGCCAUUAAUUAACUUUAAUUUUAUUGGUGUAAGUAAGCAGGUUGUUAAGAUUAAAGUUAGCUAUGUGGAUACCGUUACCUGCACGAACUCCUCUCCUUUUGGUGUCUUCGGCGACUUCACAGUUGUUUACAGUAAUCAGCAGUCUUCCAACGUGAGUUACGCCUUCAGCAAGAGUCCUUAAUGUACGUACUGCUACUGGCGCAAUAACCUUCUGUUUUGCGCUAUUAAUUUGUAACUGUGACAGUUUUCCUUGCGUCUACAAAAUUUGUGAAUUUCGUGCGAGUGAUUUUUUGGUCGUUUCGCGCUAAAGACAAUCAUGAAGUGUGGUUUGUUAAUUGCAUUUGCUCUGACAUCGCAAGUAAUUGGAAUCGUUCGAUCACCCACGACCUCCAACAGCGAGGAACCCCCCGAGGGAUACUAUGCAUUCGUUGAAUCACCAAACGCCGAACCUCCACGCGUUCGACCACCACCAUAUACUUACCCACCAGUCGACUGCAAGGAAGAUAAUGACAAAUCUCCGCAUUCGUUGUAUUACAACAUAUGCGGAGAUUUAAAUAAGGGAAGCAUCCCGAGAAACCCGAUGGGACAAAACGUGUUUGGUUCUCCUUAUCCAUUUGAAUUAAUUCGAAAUCAAACGUUGAAGUUCUUAAGCAGGACACUACCAAUUUUAAAGGGUGACGAAACUUUGCCCAAAGUUGCGCAAUACCAAGACGACUUCAUUUCGCACAACACAAUUAAUGAUUCCUAUGACAAGAAAGAACGGUCCAAACGAGACGUGACGGAGGUGGCGAGUAACGCAACUUAUGCCAAUAAAACUGCUAGUUCACGUCAGGCACGUAAGUUCUGUGACCAAGGUGGAGUUUUUUGCAUGCUAUAUAAGGCGAUUAAUGGAGAAAUGCCUCCUGCCAAGUCAUCGCCGCAGUUACCGCUGGAAAGGCGCGACGACGUUGCCGCGACGCACUACGAAGGACCACCGACGCCAUGCCCCGCGAAAGUCGAAUACGCGACUCCCGUUUUCGCCAAGAAUUACCAAGGCAUCUGGAGAUACGUGGUUCAAAUUCCAUACGAGGGAUAUUUCACGCAAACGAUUGAGGUCACAAGGUGCCUACAGUCGAGGUGCCACUACCUUGACGGUGGAUGUCUCUCGUCGCCACGUUGGUCGAGUCUUCUAGUUGCAGAAAUUUACUAUCCGGACGCCGUGCUAAGCGGCAACGAUGCGGCGUAUCCACAAAGAAGCCCCGUUUCGCCGUCCCAGCCUCCUUCAGUGCAAGAUUUCCAGAACUACCAACAGUACCUCCACAAGAGAGCGGGAGUACAACCCGGUUCUAUCGAGACGCAGACCACUGUGAGACCAGCACACUGCGACGGGAUUGAUUCGUUGGGAUGCUUCCAAGUACGCUUGUACUACGACUGGUUCCUCGUUCCCGGUUCGUGCAAGUGCUGGAGGCCGGAUUACUUUAAUAAAUACUCGAGAAGGAAAUCAGAUCUUUGAAUAAGUAGUUAUAGGUACCUUGUGGAGACUGUAUAAUUUGCUAUUGAUCUACGGCCGGAAGUACCUGUGUAACAUAGGGCAGCCUAGAUGAUAAAUAAUGUAUAAUAUUGUAAACAAUUACGGAAUGAUAGAACUACAACUUACCACUAAUAAAAUAUUGGAUAAAAACAACAUAAUUCCGAAAAUGAAUUCUAUUGUUUUUCUUCGACCGAAAAUAAUUAAUGUGGAGGAGGUGUUUUGGUUAUUGUUAAUUGUACUAUAUUUUGUUUAAAUAAAUAUUUUAUGAUUGA